CACCUGGACAGGUUGCCAGUCCGUCGCAGGAAAUUAGGCGAAAAACAGCAAAUUUAAAAUAAAAAAUGAAGAUUCUGACAAAAACAAAACGUUGACUACCUUCAUCAAACACGUAAAAAUAAAUUGAAACAAACUUUUCAAAUGUUUUAGGAAGUUAAAUUAGGAAUCCUAAAUAUAAUGAGAUAUAACUCUAUAUAUAGAGUUAGACUGAGUAGAUCUGCACUUAUGGAUCAGACUGAUACAAAAUCUAGAAUAUUUUUCAAUAUUGGGAUCGAUACAGUUAUUGAUAUCGGAUCGAUGUCGCUCCCGCUAAAACAGACCCGAUACAGAUUCCUGAACCAGAACCACAAAAGAGAAUGACCCAUUCAACUAACUAACCGGGUCAGAACGGUUCUAAUGUAACGUUCUUCUGAUAAAUAAAUAAAAUGUCUCCAGAAACAAUUUUUAAGCUUCAUGAAGAGAAAAACUUUCUAAAACAAUUUCAACCGGCUUAAAAUCAGGUAAAAGUUUUUAUCUUCAAAGUUUUGCUAAAUUAAGUCCAAAUUAGAUAAUAAAGUCUAAAACCUGAACUUUCAAACCUGUACCACAUAAAACCAAGUUCAAAAUGGAUCAGAACCAGGAUGCAAAGCAACACAUGAAACAAGAACUAAACUACAGAACAGAAUAAAUCCAACAUGACGGCUUGGAUUUACUCCUGAGCAAAAUCAGCUUUAAACCUCAGAGACUAAAAUGGGUCCAAAACCGUUCAGAACCAAUAAACCGGUCCAGAACCAGUCCAGGAUUACCUGGGUCAAACUGGGUCAAAGGUUCUUCUGACAGGAAUCUAAACCGUCUCCUUCACUGAGUCAGGAAAGAAAACCUGGUCAGUCGACAGACCUGGACGGAGCGGCGGCUGUUCUCCUUUAAGGUUUCCAUGGCAACCCGUGGCAUUCAGCCUGAUAACACCAAGGCCACCUGAUGAAGGAAAACACACACACACACACACUCAGUCAUGGUCAAACAUCUGUCAUAACAACACGCAGGCGUGACCUCUGACCUCUCCAAGGUUCCUCCCUGUCUGGUUAAAGUCAGGGUUCUUCGUCGCCUCCUCAUUCUCCUCUUCCUCGCUGCAGCCAUGCUCUCCGCUCUGCUGUCCUCCGCCCCCCCACCCCUCUUCCUCUUCCUCCUCAUCAUCCUGGUUCUGCUGGUUCUGUUCUCCCGUCGGUUCGGUCGGGAAGCUAAACGUCAGAACCCACCUGGCCCGGUCCGGGGGCCCGUCCCCUGCCUGCCUCGCCUCCCGGUCCUGGGCAGCCUCCCCUGGCUGGGCGGAGGCCUUCCUCCUCACCUGCUCUUCACCCAGCUGACCUACAGGUAUGGGCCUCUGUUUGCGCUCUACCUCGGCCCUCACCACACCCUGGUGGUGAACAGCCAUCAACACGCCAGAGAGGUGCUGCUGCAGAGGGGCAAGGACUUCGCUGGACGUCCUGACAUGGUCACCACCAACCUGCUGACCCGGGGAGGAAAAGACAUCGCCUUCUCAGACUACUCUCCUCUGUGGAGGUUUCACCGCCGCCUCGUCCACAACUCCUUCACCCUGUUCGGAGAGGGAACCGGCCGGCUGCAGGACAUCGUUUUGUCUGCGGUGGACGGUCUCUGCGUGGAGCUGCUGUCUCACGGGUCGCGGGGCUUCGACCCGUCUGCCGCCAUCACCAGGGCCGUCACCAACGUGGUCUGCACCCUGGUGUUCAGCAGCUCCUACGGCCCCGGAGACCCAGAGCUGCAGGAGGUGAUCGGCUACAACAACGGCAUCGUGGAGACGAUCGCCAGCGGCGGGCUGGUGGACAUCUACCCCUGGAUGAAGGUGUUUCCUAACAGGUCUCUCAGUAAACUGAAGGAGUGCAUCACCGUCAGGGACCGACUGCUGACCCGGAAACUGGAGGAGCACAAGGAGGCACUGGGUGACGGUGACCCCCGUGACCUCCUGGAGGCCUUGCUGAAGGGUCAGACGGGCAGUGGGCGGGGUCAGAGGUCACAUGGGUCAACAGAAGAGGGGAUAACAGACGACCACGUCCUGAUGACAGCGGCGGAGGCGUUUGGAGCAGGUGUGGAGACGACGUCCACGACUCUGCUGUGGAUCCUGGCCUACCUGCUGCACCACCCAGAGGUCCAGGAGCGCGUGCAGAGGGAGCUGGAUGACAACGUGGGCGCUGAUCGUGCGGUGAGUGUGUCGGACCGCGGCCGGCUGCCCUACCUGGACUGCGUCAUCAACGAGGGCAUGAGGAUCCGACCGGUCAGCCCGGUUCUGAUCCCGCACACUGCCAUGACCGACAGCAGCAUCGGCGGCCACGCCGUGCGCCGCGGGACUCGGGUUUUGGUCAACAUGUGGUCGAUUCACCACGACCCCCGGUUCUGGGACAAACCGGACCUGUUCAACCCAGGUCGUUUCCUUGACGACAAAGGUCAGCGCGCCACACCCACCUGCUUCCUGCCGUUUGGGGCGGGACCUCGGGUCUGCGUCGGCGAAUCGCUGGCCAGGCUGGAGCUUUUCCUCUUCCUGUCCUCUCUGCUCCAGCGAAUGAGCUUCAGACUGCCAGACGGGGUUUCCCCGCCCAACUUGCAGGGGCGUCUGGGUGUGGUCUUACAGCCGCUGCCUUAUAAGGCGGUGGUUAGUCCACGCCCAGGCUGGGAGGGCGGGGCUAAAUGAAAAGGGGCGGAGCUUACAGCCAAUAAAACUACUUUCUAGUUACCCUUUACUGAAUAUAUGAAAAAGCAAAAUUACAACUUUUUCUCAUUGAUUUACUGACACUGUUGUUUAGUCAGAAUGAUCAGAUUUCUUUUUGAUAAAAAAUAACUUUGUAACAGAUGGUUGCUUAAAAUAUAUAUAUAUAUAUAUAUAUUUUGCUUUGUAAAAUAUUUCUUAGCAAGACUAAAUUACUAAAACUCGGCUACCUUGUUGUCGUUUAGCAUCACGUCUUUCAUCAGAGAUUCUAACAUCCCUGGAAAACAUUCCCGUAUUUAAAUCUUAAAAUUUGGUCGUGUUGAAUUUUAAAAAAGUGAAUUAUUCUUUAUUUUUCAAAAUUAAAAUCCAUAA
Xiphophorus maculatus (southern platyfish) is the source of this 3070-nucleotide messenger RNA. RefSeq names its product steroid 17-alpha-hydroxylase/17,20 lyase-like. NCBI's taxonomy places the organism in Eukaryota, Metazoa, Chordata, Actinopteri, Cyprinodontiformes, Poeciliidae. The transcript is spliced from 9 exons. The record is from RefSeq and is a predicted model, not a curated record. Gene Ontology annotation, molecular function: steroid 17-alpha-monooxygenase activity; iron ion binding; heme binding. The coding region runs from base 1115 to 2683 and encodes 522 amino acids. Gene Ontology annotation, biological process: progesterone metabolic process; hormone biosynthetic process.